CUCACACAGAUAUUGCUGGUUUGCAGAGCUGGUGGAGACUUGCUUGAAUGUAGUCGACAAUGUCUGAGUCCCAUAUUAUGCCAUGGCUUUUUUGUUCAUGUCUGUUUUCUGCAGUUGCUUUGGCAGUGCUGUAUCUCAAAAGAAAAAUGAAUGGAUUCAUGCCAGGCAACAGAUCUCCCCCAAGCCUCCCCUCACUGCCUAUCAUUGGGAGUAUUCUCAGUCUCAUGACUGACAUUGCCCCACACAUCCACUUUCAGCAGCUUCAGAAGAAAUACGGACAUCUUUAUUCCCUCAUGAUGGGUUCUCACAAAGUUCUUAUUGUGAACAACCACCAUCAUGCAAAAGAGGUCCUGAUCAAAAAAGGAAAAAUAUUUGCAGGAAGGCCACGAACUGUUACAACAGACUUGUUAACUCGAGAUGGAAAAGACAUAGCAUUUGCUGACUACAGUUCCACAUGGAAGUUCCAUCGGAAAAUGGUGCAUGGGGCUCUUUGCAUGUUUGGAGAAGGAUCUGUUUCUAUUGAGAAGAUAAUUUGCAGAGAGGCGAGCUCUAUGUGUGAUGUUUUGACUGAGACUCAGAACAGUGCAGUGGAUAUGGCACCAGAGCUGACACGUGCCGUCACAAACGUAGUGUGUGCCCUGUGUUUCAGCUCCUCAUAUAAACGUGGGGAUGCUGAGUUUGAGUCUAUGCUCCAGUACAGUCAGGGAAUUGUGGAUACUGUUGCCAAAGACAGCUUGGUGGAUAUUUUCCCAUGGCUGCAGAUAUUUCCAAAUAAAGACCUCAAAAUCUUGAGACAAUGUGUUUCCAUCAGAGACAAAUUACUUCAAAGAAAAUAUGAAGAGCACAAGGUGAAUUACAAUGAUAACGUCCAGCGCGAUCUGGUGGAUGCACUGCUGAGGGCCAAACGCAGUUCAGAGAACAAUAACACUCAUGAUGUUGGUUUAACUGAAGAUCACGUACUAAUGACUGUGGGGGACAUUUUUGGGGCAGGGGUGGAAACCACUACCACUGUCCUAAAAUGGUCGAUAGCAUACCUGGUCCAUAAUCCACAGGUUCAGAGAAACAUUCAGGAGGAGCUAGACGCUAAGGUUGGAAAAGACAGGCACCCUCAGCUCAGUGACAGAGGAAAUCUGCCUUAUCUAGAAGCCACGAUAAGAGAAGUGCUGAGAAUCCGACCCGUUUCCCCUCUCCUCAUCCCUCACGUGGCGCUCCAGGACUCCAGUGUGGGAGAGUACACUGUGCAGAAAGGGACGCGAGUCAUUAUUAACCUGUGGUCUUUACAUCAUGACGAGAAAGAGUGGAAAAACCCGGAGCUGUUUGACCCAGGGAGAUUUCUGAACGAGCAGGGCGAUGGUUUAUGCUGCCCACCAGCGAGCUAUCUGCCUUUCGGCGCAGGAGUGCGCGUUUGUCUCGGCGAAGCGCUGGCAAAGAUGGAGCUCUUUCUCUUCCUCUCAUGGAUUCUGCAGAGGUUUACGCUUGAGAUGCCCGCUGGCCAUCCUCUGCCCGACCUCCAGGGAAAGUUUGGGGUGGUUCUUCAACCCAAGAAAUACAAGGUCGUUGCUAGACUUAGAGCAGACUGGGAAAAGCUUCCACAAAUGUAGAAGUGCUGAGUUGAUGUAUUUUGUGUCUUUCCUACUUCUGUUUUUAAUCCUGAGACAUGUAAAUAUUUUAUCG
Triplophysa rosa is the source of this 1674-nucleotide messenger RNA. RefSeq names its product steroid 17-alpha-hydroxylase/17,20 lyase (gene cyp17a1). The coding region runs from base 60 to 1601 and encodes 513 amino acids. Gene Ontology annotation, biological process: hormone biosynthetic process; progesterone metabolic process. The record is from RefSeq and is a predicted model, not a curated record. The transcript has 8 exons. Gene Ontology annotation, molecular function: heme binding; iron ion binding; steroid 17-alpha-monooxygenase activity. NCBI's taxonomy places the organism in Eukaryota, Metazoa, Chordata, Actinopteri, Cypriniformes, Nemacheilidae.